Molecule: messenger RNA, 4512 nt
Organism: Empidonax traillii (willow flycatcher)
Lineage: Eukaryota; Metazoa; Chordata; Aves; Passeriformes; Tyrannidae
Gene: MELTF
Product: melanotransferrin
Exons: 15
Coding region: 1443-3653 (736 amino acids)
Biological process (GO): iron ion transport
Cellular component (GO): extracellular region; early endosome; recycling endosome
Source: RefSeq, a predicted model, not a curated record
AGGGGGCUACAAUCAGAAUAGGCCACCUGCUUUCUGAACCUUUCCUGUAGAGGAUCAGAAGCAGCACAGGAGAGGCCUGCUACCAAAUUCAUGUCUAUUAAUCUUGCCCUGGCAGUCUUAAGCAACUUAAACUGACUGUGCAUCAGUUUUGUCAUCUGUGUACAAAUGUAAGCCUCACUGCACGCAUCAGAGAGGGCUUCAGAUGUUAAUCUGUGGGAAGGGCACAGGAAGGAUCCAAAUAAUGGAUCCUUCAAGAAAUUUGGAAGGACUCCAGUUUAGCAUUUCAGACAGCACAGGGACGAUUAAUUCCAGAGGCAACCAUAAGGUUUUGUUUGGGAAGGAUAUCUGGAGGGAUCAUUAUGAUUUUUUUAGAGUUCUUAACUUGAAAUAGCAAUUAAUUGACUCAGCUGUUGUCUUAACAGUUGCUAGUAAGUGUUAAAGCAUCCUGGCCAAACUGCAGUCAGUAGCUGAGUGAGUAACUGCUGGAAGCAUCCAUGCCACACUUCUGGCUGUACAGGCUGUGUGUGGGAUGCACACAGCUCUCGGUGUGUGUGAGGAGUCAUGGCAGGACACAGCCAUUCUGUUGCUGAGUGCUGAGCUGAGCAGUGGCAGUCAGCAGAGCAAAGCAGCACUCAAUGGCUUUUAUCUAAACCAAGUGUUACAGGCAGCUGCAGUUCAUUGACUAAUGAGACAUGAAGAAAACGGCAGCACAAAUGAGUGUUGCUCUGUGAAAGCUACGCUAAAAUUCACAGAGCAGCUUUUAACAGAGCUAUUGUCAGCAAAGUUUUUAUUUUUGCUGGGCCUCAUCUAAAACCUUUUUAAAAAUCAGAAUACUUCAGCUACUUUAUAGCAUUUAUUAUUAAAUUUCAGGAAAUGUGCACUUAGCAUGUGCUGUACCACCUGUAGAGUGUAUGGGCUUUGCUGUUGUGACAGCCUGGGUUUCUGGUUAUGACUUUAUGAAAUUUCUGACAGUGCUGAGAAUGUGGCAUAAAGUGACUGAGCUCUCUGUCAGCUUACCUUGAAUCUCUUCCUGCUUCCUGAGCCCCAUGAGUAGGAAGUACACAAAACUCAAAGUGAGGAUUUGGUUCCACAGACCUGCCUCACCCCUGUGUGCAGGAACAUGGCCAUUUAUUGAAGUCUGUGGGUGGUGCCAAAGCAGCAACAACCUCAUUGGUGCCUUUCGUAUUUUGCAAUUUGCAGGUCUGAUUUUUUUUUCCAAGUGUAGAGGCAGUGUGAGGAGAGCAUGCUUUCUUUUCCAGUAGUCAUUACGAGGUGACGUGUGCCAAGGUAAGCAAGAUAAAUUGUUGAACAAAGUGCAUCUGCAAUUGAAUGCUGCUGAUUUUCACCUAAGACAGGUGAAAGACAGGCUGGAGAGAACACACUUGCCUUGAUCUCUUGUGGUUCUGAAGGCUGGAAAAAUCACAGAUCCCAAAAUUUUCACCAUGAAGAGCUCUGGAAAUGUCUUCUAUCUUUUCUUUCAUGCUGCUCUCAGUCUGGAACGUCUCCGGUGGUGCACUGUCUCUGAGCAAGAACUUUCCAAGUGUAAUGACAUGAGUAAGGCCUUUGGUGAGGCUGGAAUCCUUCCCCCUCUGCAGUGCACAGCAGGGGGGUCAGCUGCCAACUGCACCCAGAUAAUCAAGGAUGAUUUGGCAGAUGCAGUGACACUGGAUGGCCGUUUGAUUUACCAGGCUGGAAGGGAGCAUGGUCUGAAACCUGUGGUUGGGGAAGUAUAUGACCAAGAGAUUGGAACUUCCUAUUAUGCUGUGGCUGUGGUAAAGAAGAGCUCCAACAUAACCAUCAACAGCCUGAAGGGUGUGCGUUCCUGUCACACAGGGAUCAACAGAACUGCAGGCUGGGAUGUGCCAGUGGGUUAUCUGAUUGACAGUGGGCAACUGGCAGCUAUGGGAUGCGACCUUCCAAAAGCUCUAAGUGAAUAUUUCAAUGCAAGCUGUGUUCCUGGAGCAAAUGAUGUGAACUAUCCCAAAUCCCUCUGUGAGGUCUGCAUAGGGAAUUCAGCUGGAGAGCACAAAUGUGAACGAAAUUCCCAAGAGCAAUACUAUGACUACAGUGGGGCUUUCAGGUGUUUGGCUGAAGGUGCUGGAGAGGUUGCUUUUGUGAAGCACAGCACAGUGCCUGAAAAUACAGACGGAAGAAGUUCUUUCUUGUGGGCCCGGCGGCUUCGCUCUUGGAACUUCCAGCUCCUGUGUCGCAACGGCAGCAGAGCCGAUGUGUCAGAGUGGAGAACCUGCCACCUGGCCCGAAUCCCAGCUCGCGCUGUGGCUGUGCGGCCGGACAUAGAUGGGACAGUUGUCUUCCAACUCCUAAACCAGGGACAACAAAGAUUUAAUGGAGUGGGCGCCAAGUUUCAGAUGUUUGACUCUGCAGCCUACGGUGCCCAAAAUCUUCUGUUCCAAGACUCCACCACAGAGCUCAUUGCAAUCACAGCUCAGAAUUAUCAAACAUGGCUGGGUGAUGAGUAUCUUCAUGCCAUGCAAGCUCUGAGCUGCGACCCCAACACAUUGCCAGAGAGCCUGAACUGGUGUGUUGUAUCCACUGAGGAGAUUUGGAAAUGUGGUGAAAUGGCCGUUGCCUUUAGGAAAAAGAAUUUGAAACCGGAAAUUCAGUGUAUUUCAGCCAAGACAAAGGAAGAGUGCAUGGACCUGAUCCAGAAAAAGGAAAGUGAUGCCGUAGUUCUGGGUGGAGCAGAUAUUUACACAGCUGGGAAGAUGUAUGGCCUUGUACCAGCUGCUGGAGAAAGUUACUCUGCUAAUGACAGCAGCAGUGCAUACUAUGCUGUGGUGUUAGUGAAACGAAAUCUGUCCAAUGCAUUCACCAUCAGUGACCUGAAAGGGAAGAAGUCCUGCCACACAGGACUGGGGAGAAAUGCUGGAUGGAAUAUUCCCAUUGGCAUACUAAUUAAGAGGGGGAUUAUUAAGCCCAGAGACUGUAAUAUUCCUCAAGCUGUGAGUGAGUUUUUCUCUGCCAGCUGUGUGCCUUCAGCUGAGCUGGACAAUUACCCAUCAAAACUCUGUCAACUGUGUAUUGGGGAUGAGAGUGGAAACAAUAAAUGCAGUGCAAGUAGCCAAGAACGUUAUUACAACUACAGUGGAGCCUUCAGGUGUCUGGCAGAGGACUCUGGGGAUGUGGCCUUUGUGAAGCACUCGACAGUGUUUGAGAACACAGAUGGUAAUAACACUGAUAGUUGGGCCCAAAACUUGAAGUCCAGUGAUUUCCAGUUACUGUGUCCAAAUGGUGCCCGUGCUGAAGUCACCCAAUUUGUUGACUGUCACCUGGCUCAAGUGCCAGCUCAAGCCAUUAUGGUUCACCCAGAUAUCAAUGUUUUUGCUCUAUAUGGACUACUGGACAAAGCUCAGGUCUAUUUUGGAAAUAGCAGCAAUGGAAAUGGAUUCAAAAUGUUUGAUUCUUCAACUUUUCAAGGAAAAAACUUGAUCUUUAAGGAUUCUGCUGUUGAGAUUGUGCCAUUACAAGAGAAGAGGACGUACACAGAAUGGCUGGGGAGUGAAUAUGUUGAGUCCCUUGAAGGGCUGCAAACACCACAGUGCUCUGGGGCAGGCAAUAAGAUAACACAGUACUCCCUCGUGACUACUGUCAUUCUCCUUCUCGUUUUGUGUCAGAUACAAGGCUUGGACUAGCACGGUUCAAAUGGCAACUUCCAGGCCCCCUCUGCCUGACCACCUUCUCUUCAGAAAAGCUAUUUGAAUAAUGUGCUGUGCAAACAUUUCAAUGCCUCUUCCUGCCUAUUGCAGGGCAGGUGCCAACAGCACCUGCUCAUCAGGAGAGUGGGAUGGGGCUGGAAGCUGCCCCGUCUGUUUGGAUGGGGUGGAAUUUGGGACAGAAGGCAGCAAUACAGUAUUAACAUGGUUUACAAGAUCAGUCCAAAGCUGGAGCAUCUCUGUCAUUGUUGCUGAUGUUGAACUAUCCAGGAUUCCCAAGUACUGUUAGAUGCAUACUGGGCUUCUGACCUGCAGAAGAAUUUCUGCAUGUUGGAACGCAGUAUCAAAAACCUUGUCUAUUGAAUCCUCUCUGGCCUUCUGGCUGGUUAAGUUCAGACUCCACAUCCCUGCUUAACCCAUCCUACCCAGUUCCUCCUAAGCUCUGCUGCCAUAGAGGUAAGUGCACAGAGGACGGACAGGCUGUGGGCAGAAUCCAGUCUAGAAUACAGCUUCUGCUGUAGACAAAGUCUUCCAUCUUCCACUAGAAGGAAGUAGGGGAAAUUUCCGGAGACACUGAACAAAAAAGAAACCCAGAGAGACUUGUAGACAGAGAAAAGGACAAAGCCAUAUAUGACCAUCCACUGAGCUUGUUGACUUUACCAUACCCAGUACACUCACUGCUGGAGGGACAUGUCCUGUGAUCUUUAAUCUGAUGGUCCUGUCCUCCUACUAGCCUCAUUAUCCUGGGAUGAACAUACUUUCACUGUAAAAACAGAUAAUAAUCCUGUAAAUAAGUGAAAAUAAUAACUCAACAUGAGAUAUAAUUACAAUUUACCCA